AUGUUUGACGUAUUCAAGGAACAUGGGCUGGUUUGGGAAGUUUUCAUACCGGCUAGAAGGGACAAAAAAGGAAAGUGGUUUGGAUUUGCUAGGUUCAGGAAAGUAAAAGAAGCUAGAUUAAUGGCAGUCAAGUUGGAAAAUAUAAUAAUUAGGGGAAAAAUAUUUGCCAACUUGCCUAAGUUCAAUCGUAGAUGGGAAGCCAAAAGGGGGAAGAUCCAAAUGGAAGAAGGUCAGUCGGUGGCCAAAAAUGCGCAGGAUUUGAGUAAAAAGAAGAAGAAGCUUUUUGAAACAAUGAAUAUAACAUAUGCUGAUGUUGUGGGAGGACAAUAA
Messenger RNA from Lathyrus sativus (Indian pea), 330 nucleotides. NCBI's taxonomy places the organism in Eukaryota, Viridiplantae, Streptophyta, Magnoliopsida, Fabales, Fabaceae. The record is from the annotation of a GenBank genome assembly.